UGGGGUUAUUUUUGAUAAUAGUAUUUAUUUUUCAACUUUGUUGAAAACUAAUGUUGCUGAGCAUUGAGCAAAAAAAAAGGCAAUCCGACGAGUGAUGUCUGAAGAUCAGUUCUAAAACUUCAUUUUGCAAUUCUUCAAUUUCGUUUGUCUUUUUUUUCCUUCUUUCUAUUAGUUCGAUUUAUUCAACAAAAGGAAGCUAAAUCGACAGUGCAGGUUUUGAAUGUGAUCACAGUUAGAACGCAACAUUCUUUUUGCGUUUCUAGUUUCGUCAGAUAAGAAGCAAUCAUUACACACAACACAAAGAGGGUUUUAAACUCUUGAUCCCAAAAAAAUAAUGCAAACUACAAAAUCAAGGCCUGGUUCUUUGGAGCUCCCUCAGAAGAAAUCAUCUUUACCAGCUCCCAAACUUGCUAGGAGAGUUAAUAAGCCAAGCGGAGUAGAAUCUGAUCCAAAAACCAAAACAUCACCAAAAACUCAAACCCCUAAAGUAGCCACUGCUGAUCGCCGCUCUCCAAGAAUCCCUCUCAAUGAGAAGAAGAGGACAGGGAGGAUACCAGAGCUUGAAUCUCAGGUGUCUCGGCUUCAAGAAGAGCUUAAGAAGGCAAAAGAAGAGCUAAACAGGUCAGAAGCAUUGAAGAGAGAAGCUAAACAAGAAGCCGAAGAAGCCAAGCAUCAGCUAAUGGAGAUCAAUACCUCAGAGGAUUCAAGAAUCGAGGAGCUGCGUAAACUCUCACAGGAGAGAGACAAGACGUGGCAAUCUGAGGUUGAUGCUAUGAAGAGACAACACGGAAUGGACUCAGCUGCUUUGUCUUGUGCCAUUACCGAGGUUCAGAAGCUCAAGUCAAAGCUCUUCGAGACUGAAUCCGAGCUAGAGAAGUCAAGGUUUGAGGUAAGGUCUUUAGAGAAACUCGUUAGAGACUCAUCAUCAUCAUCAGGGGAAGUGGAAACUCUGAAAGAAGCGAUGGAACUUGCGAGGCAAGAGAUAAGCCAGUUGAAAUCUGCGGUUGAAGUAGCGGAGAGAAGGUACCAAGAUGAGUAUAUACAGAGCACGUUGCAGAUAAGAAGCGCUUACGAACAAGCAGAGGCGGUUAAGACAAAAUGUGCACAGAGAGAGGCAGAGUUAGCUGAAGAGCUGAAGAGAACUGAAGCUGAGGCUUUGAGCAAAGGAUAUGAAGUUGCUGAAGAUUUCAAGAAGCUCGAGUCAGAUUUAGCGGAAGUGAGAGGGUGUUUGGUUGAUAAGGAGAUGGAGUUGCAGAGGCUGAGAAGUGAAAUGGAGAAGAGAGUUGAGACCGCAAACAAUGAAGCCACGGAAGCUGAGCUAAGAAGAGUGAAGGUUCAGUGUGAGCAGUGGAGGAAAGCGGCUGAGACGGCGGCGUCUAUACUGAACAGUGAAGAGGAGAGAACUGAUUCUAUUGAGAAUGGUAAAAUGUUGAAGAAGUUUGGUGUGUUACUCAAGAAAAACCACAAGUAAUAAUAUGAUUCUUUGUUUUGGUUUUAUUUUAAGAUAUUGAAAAAAAUUGGCAUUGCUAUUGUUUGUAAAUUUGUAAAAUUCGAUUUGAUUUCUAUAAGUUUAUUUUCUCUU
This is a messenger RNA of Raphanus sativus (radish), 1582 nucleotides long. RefSeq names its product interactor of constitutive active ROPs 5. The transcript has 5 exons. The record is from RefSeq and is a predicted model, not a curated record. Bases 335 to 1471 code for a protein of 378 amino acids. Lineage: Eukaryota; Viridiplantae; Streptophyta; Magnoliopsida; Brassicales; Brassicaceae.